AUUCCGCUCUAUUAAUUUGUACUCCCUCCUCCUUCAUCCCAUCAUCACCAUUGGCAUUUUGUAUUUGAAAUGUCUCCCACUCCCUCCCUAUCUACUAAUUCACUCCUCCCAAUCCCAUCAUCCAUGUCCACAAACUUUGCUGCACCUGCACCUGCCCUUCUCCACCACCCCUUCUUCCCCUUUCCCCACUCCAUGCCCCCCACCUCCCUCCACUCCUCCAAAACCCAAACCCCUUCCCCUAAAUUCGACGAUUACCUCAAUUUCCGCAAUCCCAAUCCCAAUUUGUGGCUGCGGAUAAAGGACGAGGCCAGGGCCGUCAUCGCUCACGAACCCAUCCUAUCAAACUACUACUCCACCUCCAUUUUAUCACAUGACUCCAUGGAGAGCGCUCUGGCCAAUCACAUCUCCAUCAAAUUGAGCGACUCCACCCUCCCCUUCGCCACUCUCUACGAUCUCUUCUCCGCGGUUUUGCGAGAUGACCAGGACAUCCUGCACGCGGUCUGCUACGAUCUGCUCGCAGUAAAGGAGCGUGACCCCGCCUGCAUCGCCUACGUCCACUGCUUCUUAAACUUCAAGGGCUUUUUGGCUUGCCAAGCUCAUAGAAUCGGCCACAAUCUCUGGAACAAGGGCCGGAAAAUCCUGGCGCUCCUGAUCCAGAGCCGAGUGUCGGAGGUUUUCGCGGUGGACAUCCACCCGGGGGCGAGGAUCGGGCGGGGGAUCCUGCUCGAUCACGCGACCGGGGUGGUGAUAGGCGAGACGGCGGUGAUCGGGGAUGACGUGUCGAUUCUGCAUAACGUGACGCUGGGGGGGACCGGGAAGGCGUGCGGCGACCGGCACCCGAAGAUUGGGGAUGGGGUGCUGAUUGGGGCGGGGACGUGUGUGCUGGGCAAUGUGAGGAUUGAGGAUGGGGCCAAGAUUGGGGCGGGGUCGGUGGUGCUGAAGCGGGUUCCGGCGAGGACGACGGCGGUGGGGAAUCCGGCGAGGUUGGUUGGGGGGAAGGAGAAUCCGAUUAAGAUGGAUAAGAUGCCAAGUUUUACGAUGGAUCAGACGUCGCACAUUUCGGACUGGUCGGAUUAUGUCAUUUAGUUUGUGUUGUUUGGGCUUGGGAGGGUUUUGGGGGUUUUUUGUUAUGUUUAUGCAUGCUUGUAAGAGAAAGCCUAAGUUUUCCUAUUGGCGUAGAGAUGCAACUUUUUGUUGUGAAUGUGAAUGUGAAUGUGGCUUUUGUUUCCAUGCUAUAUGAAUUUGUGAUCAGUGAGUGGGAAGCAAGCAAGUUCUUGUAUUUUUAUCA
Messenger RNA from Salvia splendens (bonfire salvia), 1288 nucleotides. Its product is annotated as serine acetyltransferase 1, chloroplastic. The coding region runs from base 70 to 1086 and encodes 338 amino acids. The transcript has a single exon. Gene Ontology annotation, cellular component: cytoplasm. The record is from RefSeq and is a predicted model, not a curated record. Lineage: Eukaryota; Viridiplantae; Streptophyta; Magnoliopsida; Lamiales; Lamiaceae. Gene Ontology annotation, molecular function: L-serine O-acetyltransferase activity.